Molecule: messenger RNA, 597 nt
Organism: Brassica napus (rape)
Lineage: Eukaryota; Viridiplantae; Streptophyta; Magnoliopsida; Brassicales; Brassicaceae
Exons: 2
Coding region: 1-597 (198 amino acids)
Source: RefSeq, a predicted model, not a curated record
AUGGCCGUCCCAACGAUCCUAUUCAGGAUCGGGGAUGCGACAAACACAACCUCGGGAUCAUGGGUAUGGCAGAAAUUACUGAAGCUACGUGAUCUUGCGAAGCAGUUUUUCAAAAGAGAAGUGAAGAAUGGAAGAGAAACCUCUUUCUGGUAUGAUUUGUGGUCGACGCUUGGCUGUUUGAAGGAUGUGAUGGGAGAACGAGGGUGCAUCGCUUUGGGCAUAUCUGAUAAGGCUGUUUUUGCAGAUGUUCUGACUGACGAAACCUGCCAACACCUCUUCUUCAGCUGUAACUACUCAAGGCAAAUCCGGAAGGCACUGGCUGGUGGGAUUCUCCAAAAUGCGUUCACUACAUCUAGGAACGACAUUGUAGAGAUCAUCUCUAAUACAAGCUUGCCACCGACGAAGAAGUUCCUUAUCGGCUACACCUUUCAAGCUACGGUACAUGCGCUGUGGAGAGAGCGAAAUGCCCGUAGACAUGGAGAACAGCUGCAAACUGCGAGUGUCAUCACCAAGUUUGUAGAUAAAACAAUCAGACUCAAGUUACUCUCAGUAAAGGGACUGGGGCACAAGUAUCUUGAGGAGAGCUUGAUCACUUGA